Schistosoma intercalatum is the source of this 4928-nucleotide messenger RNA. NCBI's taxonomy places the organism in Eukaryota, Metazoa, Platyhelminthes, Trematoda, Strigeidida, Schistosomatidae. The record is from the annotation of a GenBank genome assembly.
GACCUCUCAAGGCUAUUCAUCGGUGGGUUGUACGGAUCUUCUGUAAUUAUAGUUAUUGCAAAAUGUAUGGGAAUGAAGGGAUGGAAAGGCUUAUACCUCUUGUUAAUAAGCUUCAGGAUGCUUUCGCAUCUCUUAACCUUCCUCUGAACCUUGAUUUACCUCAGAUUGCAGUUGUGGGAAGCCAAAGUGCUGGUAAAAGCUCAGUGCUGGAAAACUUCGUGGGGCGUGAUUUCCUACCGAGAGGCAGUGGUAUAGUCACAAGGAGACCGCUUAUUCUGCAACUGGUCCAUGAUAAGUCAGUUGAAUAUGGGGAAUUUAUUCACUGUAAAAAUAAAAAGUUCACGGAUUUUGAUGACAUCCGACGGGAAAUUGAACAGGAAACGGACAGAAUCACUGGCUCUAAUAAGGGUAUCUCAAACAUUCCAAUCAACCUCAGGAUCCAUUCCCCCAGCGUCCUCAAUCUUACCCUUAUUGACCUUCCUGGAAUGACCAAGGUUCCUGUUGGCGAUCAGCCACCGGAUAUCGAAACUCAAAUCCGCAACAUGAUCAUUGAAUUUAUCGAGAGAGAUUCCUGUCUUAUUUUGGCUGUUAGCCCUGCUAAUUCAGACCUCGCUAAUUCCGAUGCCUUGAAACUUGCUAAGGAAUAUGACCCACAGGGUCUGCGUACUAUCGGGGUAAUAACAAAGUUAGAUUUGAUGGAUGAAGGAACAGAUGCACAGGAAAUUCUCGAAAAUAGAUUGCUCCCAUUACGAAGAGGUUAUAUAGGUGUAGUCAACAGAAGCCAGCGAGAUAUAGAUGGGCGCAAAAAUAUCACUGCUGCCUUGGAAGCCGAACGUAGAUUUUUCCUUUCACAUCCCAGUUAUCGUCAUAUGGCUGAUCGUAUGGGGACUCCUUAUCUCCAACGUAUACUUAAUCAACAACUAACGAAUCAUAUCCGCGAUACUCUGCCACAUCUACGUAGUCGAUUACAAGCCCAACUAAUUAGUUUGGAAAAAGAAGUUUCUGACUUUCGUAAUUAUCGUCCAGACGACCCAGCUUAUAAAACAAAAGCAUUGCUACAGAUGGUUCAGUCAUUUGAAGCAGAAUUUUCGCAAAAUAUUAGUGGACAUGUAGCUGACGUCAAUACACAAAUAUUGUCUGGAGGUGCUGAGAUUAAUCGCGUGUUUCAUGAACGUUUUAGAUAUGAUCUACUCAAGAUUGAAUUUGAUGAAAAAACUCUACGUAAAGAAAUCGCUGUUGCUAUUCAAAAUAUUCAUGGUGUCAGGCCUGGAUUGUUUACACCGGAUAUGGCAUUUGAUGCUACAGUACGAAAACAGAUUGAAAAACUUCGAAUUCCAUCAUUAAAAUGCGUUGACAUGGUUGUAUCUAAAUUGACCGAUGUUUUGCAACAAUGUAGUGAUAAGGUAGGACGAUUUCCACGGCUUCGUGAAGAAAUUGAACGUGUUGUCAAUAUGCGGGUUCGUGAAUUAGAAAUAGCUACUAAAGAACAAAUUCAAACAUUAAUUGAUUUUCAAUUAGCUUAUAUGAAUACAAAUCAUGAAGAUUUUAUCGGUUUCCAAAAUGCUGAGCAACGAGCAAAUGAUAGUUCCAAAAGUAAACUUGGCAAUCAAGUAAUCUGUAAAGGGUGGCUUAAUUUGAUCAAUCCAAGUCUAUUGCGUGGUGGCAGUCGUUAUUGUUGGUUCGUAUUAACUACAGAUACAUUGACUUGGUACAAAGAUGAUGAAGAACGUGAGAGACGAUUUGUUCUUCCUUUAGAUGGAUUAAAACAACGUAGCGGUGAUACAGGAUUUUUUUCAAAACGACCAACGUUUGUCCUUCAUCAUCCAGAUCCUAAAGUUAAUUUGUACAAAGAUCACAAAACUUUAGAUUUAUCUGCAGAUACAGAAGAAGCGGUUGAAGCUUGGAAAGCUGCUUUAGUUCGUGCUGGAGUGUUUCAUGAUCCAUCUGGAAAACCAGACGAACAGACUGAUGAUGGUGAUACGAAUAAAAUACCGACUGAUCCUAAACUUGAAAGACAAGUAGAAAUUAUACGUAAUUUAGUUGACUCCUAUAUGAAAAUCGUUACUAAAACACAACGUGAUAUGGUUCCGAAAAUAAUUAUGCAUCAAUUAAUUAAUGAGAUCAAGAUUUUUCUAAAAGGCGAUCUCUUGCCCAAAUUGUAUUCACAAGACCCUAACAAUCUUAUGGAAGAGUCAUCAGCUGAGAAAAAGCAUCGUGAAGAAAUUAUACGUAUGUAUGAUUCAAUACGUGAGGCAUUAUCAGUUAUAUCAGAUGUCAUAGCUAAUACGCAUAGUGUCCCAUUACCUCCACCUGUCAGUGAUGACUGGAUUGAGACGGAGUUAUCUACUGGAUCAAAUAAUAUUCGUCGACCACUUCCUUCUAGUAAUACAUCUCAUUCCGGUCAUCACAGUACUAGUACAACACAAAGACCUUUAAGUCCUAAUAAUAUCACAUCAAAUUCUAAUCGUCCCAUACCUUCAAGACCAGCACCAAAUUUACCUAUACGGCAUACUUUGAAUCCCCCAACAAUUGUAACUACAGCCCCUGGUCAACUUCCAGCUCCACUUCUUCCUCAACGAAUGCCACAAUUCAAUAAUGGUCUUUCUCAAAGUGCAAGUACUGGCAACCUUCCAGGUACUAUAUCUUCCGGUGGUAUUGGUGGAAAUACAUUUAUGACUACUAACCCAUCGAAUGGCUCAACACCAAAUACCACUUAUUCUACUACUAAUGCACCGUGGGUUUCAUUUGAUCCUCUUUUUAAUCAAUCCCAAUCAAGUGCAAUAGCACCACCGGUUCCACCACCGAAAUUAACAUCGUUAUCUGGUAAUCUUGGACAUCCAAGUAUACCGGAACGUCCAGGUAAUGUUGGUAUGCCGCGCAUUCCUCCUCGACCAACUUCAUGAAUCAGUGUGUUGUUUAUUUAUUUAUUCUAAUUUACGCAUAUACUUUACGGAUUUAUACAUACAUAUUCCAGGUUAAUGUCCUUUGAAGUAUUUUUCCCCUCAUUUUCAUAAACCAAUUUUUAAAAAUAAUAUUGUGUAUGCUCAACUGUUUUCUACCCAGACGUUUGUAUGGUGGUAUGUAUCUUGUUUUCACUGUUUAACAAGUAAACGAAAAUUUUAUUCAUCUCCUUGUUUACUUGUUUUUAUCACUGUUAAUUCCUAUUGUUCUCACAAUGCAGUUUUAUCAUAAAGCCAAAAAUAUCCAACACAAAUGUAUUCGUUGGUCGAUUUCUCUUUCUACACGUAUUUCGCUCGUUCUCAUUCGCUCUCUUAACACUCAGAAUAUUAUCCAUACACUCACAUAUGUAUCUGAAAUCUCUUCGGUUACCUGUGUAUCGUUUUUAUUUUUUUCAAAGAUCUCACGGGUUCUGUCAUUUUUUCCCAGUACACAAUUUCAUUUUUGUGUAUAAAUGUGUGAUGUUUGCUUGAAUAAUCUCUAUUUUAAUAAUGAUUUUUGAUUUUUAUUUCAUGCGUUAAUGAUUUUGAUCAGUUCUAUAUACUACUACUUACUUACGCCUGUUACCCCUCGUAGAGGAGCAUAGGUCACCCACCAGCAUUCUCCGUACUACUAAUAUAUAUUCCGUAUAUUCGUCCGACAUUAUAUGUAGCCUUAUGAUUGGUUAGUUGUCUGGUUGGUCAACUGAUUUGAUUUUCUCUGUCAUUUUUGAUUAAGCAAAUAUUCUUCCAGAUUUCUAUUCACUCUUCAACACUUGAUUCCUGUUUUUUGGUCAGGAUUAGUGUAUUAGAUGCAGUGAGAUUUCUCCCUAUCUACUGUUCAUUUCGACCGACCUUACCUUAAAAAAAAUAAUAAAACACUUGAUAUUGUUGUCGUUUUAACUCACUUCUUUGAUAAUGUUUGUUUAAUCAAAAUUAGACAAGAUGGUAAAGUUAGUCUUUUGCAAGUCAGAUUCUAUAUCAACUUGAUUGACUUUCUCUGUACUAAUUCACUUCAAUUUAUUCAGUUUGUUCUAACUAUAGAUGCUUCUAGUUUAUUUCAAGAACUUUUUCUUUUUUUUAAUGGUCAUCUAACUAUUGAAGUGAAAUUUUAUUUGAAAAACCUAAUUUUCCUAUGAAAUUGAAAUCGCCUUUCAUUUGUUCUUUUACUGAAUCAUUUAAUGUCUUUUUAUACUUUAGUAUGUGAAUACCUUGUCAUCAACUUCUCUCUCCUUGGAAAUUAAUUAUUGUCUAAUUAUUUUGUUUCUUUUUUCUAAUGAAUUAUGUUUUAUUUGUUCAUUUGAACAGUUUGAAUUUUUAUUUAAGAAUAUAACUAUCCUUACUGCUUUUCUAUAAGAAGAUUGAAUCGAUAUUGUUUAUAUAUGAUGAAUUGAAAUGCAAAAUCAGUUUCUUUAUUUGUUUCAUUUUUUUAAAGAAAAUAAAUUUUCAGAAUGAAUUUUUGUUUGGUAAAUGCAAACAUAUGUAGCCAAAAUAGUCUAAGGAACUUUCUAAUCUACGAUCCAUGAUCUGAAAUCCAUAACCUUAUACACUAAGUCACGUGCUCAAUUGCUUAACAAUACAUAAUGAGGAUAGAAUAAAUAAUCGUAUUAAAUAUGCUCAAAAACAUUGAAAUUCCGAGAUCUGCUCUAAAUGUCUUGUAAUAGCUAUUAAUCAACAAGCACUUAUGGAUAAAAGGUUGAACGUAUAUGAAUUUAUUAGAAUGAUAAAUAAAAAGCAUAAUUAUGUACAAAGGAUUUCAUACGGACACAGAGUUACAGAUCAAUUAUAUAUAUAUAUACUCAUGCUGCUAGAUUGGCGUAUUAUUGUUUCAAUCCAUUUACUGAGUUCAAUCCUGACGUAUUAUUUCAAUUUAAAUGAACUUGUAUCACAUACAACGAACAAUCAUCGAUUUAUUACGACCAUUAUCAUACUAACAUAGAAAAAUUUACGUUUCUUUGACUUGGAUGCUUAUAAAAGUUAGUGUACUUACUG